Molecule: messenger RNA, 1512 nt
Organism: Prorocentrum cordatum
Lineage: Eukaryota; Dinophyceae; Prorocentrales; Prorocentraceae
Source: the annotation of a GenBank genome assembly
AUGGCCGACAGGCCUCCCGACGCGGCCGUGCUGGCUCCGCGCGGCAGCACGGAGGCCCCCCCGCCCGCGGACUGCGACCUCGGGCCCCUGCUGGAGCGGGCCCGGGCGGCGCACGAGCGGGAGGUCGGGCGCCUGCGCGAGGAGGUGCGCCGGCUGCGGGCGGAGCUCGCGGGCGCCGCCCGCGGCGAGCGCGCGGCGCCGCCGCGGGCGCGCGGCGAGCCGAGGCCGUGCCCGAGCGAGCCGUCGCCGAGGAGCUCGUCGGAGGUGUGCCCUACUUUCACCGAGCGCGAGCCUGUCGAGGAUCAUGUGGCCGCGCCCCCGGAGGGCUCCAGGGCCAGCACGAAGAACUCGGAGCCCAUGACCUACGAACCUGGUCCUUCUAUGGGCCUGCGCAGGAAAGGGCGGGACACCGUGAGGGAAGAACAACUCCUUGCGGGGAGGGGCUGUGUCUGGAGACUGGUGACAUCGACGUCGUUUGAAGUGACAAUCGGCGUUGCCAUUAUCGCGAAUGGAGUACUAAUGGCAGCGGAGGCUCAGUACGCGGGACUCCGCUUGGCGCAUGACGUUGGGCAUGAAAGCGCAGAUGGUGGUUCUGCACAGGAAUGGCCACAUGCCUCGGAGACGUUCGAUAUUCUACAAUGGUUGUUCGGGGUAAUCUUCUUGAUCGAGGUCCUACUCAAGAUUGUAGGCUUGCGCUUCGAAUUUGUGUGCGAUGCAUGGAACUGGGUAGAUCUGGUGAUUGUGGUGAUGUGGCUGUACAGUUUGAUGGGCCAGCUCGCUGUCAAUGCACAGUUUCUGCGGCUUGCUCGUUUGGUCCGGAUGUUGCGACUCCUGCGUAUUAUCAGGUUCAUGCAGAGUCAUCUGACGGAGAGUUUAUUUCUCAUGUCCACCGCUCUCGCGGGCAGCAUCUUUACCACAACGUGGGCAUUCCUCCUAUUCAUCAUUGUUCAUGCAAUGCUAGCGUUGUUCAUCAGUCAGACUCUCAGCGAGUUUUACUUUGCAUCGGAGCCUUCUAGGCACGAGGGGCACCUCGAAGUGUUCGAGUUCUUCGGUUCUUUCUCCCGUGCAUUCCUCACAAUGUUUGAGAUUACUUUCGACGGUUGGUCCCUCGGUGUGAGGGCGUUAGUGGAUAAUGUCAGCGAAAUUUUCAUCAUAUACGCCGUGCUCCACAAAGUCCUCAUUGGAUUUGCCGCCGUGGGAGUCCUUGGCGCAGUUUUCAUCCAGGAGACGUUCGAGUCAGCCCAAAUGGAUGACAAUCUGGUGGUGAGACAGCAGCACCGCAAGGAGCGCCUGCAUUCUAAGAAUAUGCAGCGACUCUUCAUGGACGCUGAUCUUGAUGGCAACGGUUCUGUUGAUCUCGGCGAGUGGCUUUCUAUAUGCAAUGACUCGUGGGUGCAAGUCUGGCUUCGGGCCCAAGAUAUCGAUGAGAUGCUAGCCUAUUGUUCGAACUUCUGGAUGAUGGCGACGGGAAGCUCACUGCGGACGAGCUCAUCCAUGGCAUGGCCUCGCUGA